This is a messenger RNA of Durusdinium trenchii, 675 nucleotides long. The record is from the annotation of a GenBank genome assembly. NCBI's taxonomy places the organism in Eukaryota, Dinophyceae, Suessiales, Symbiodiniaceae.
AUGUCGCAGGAUCGGAUCAUGUCGCUGGAGGAGUUAUUGGCCGAGGAGAAUUCCACCAACGAGGGCUUCUUGUGGGCGGGCCGAAUCGUGGGUCCCAUCAUUCUCUGGUUGGCUUUCUACUGUUUCUUGCAACCAAUCCUGUGGUUCAUGGACAAGUUUGGCGACUGCCUGGACCAAGUUCCGUGCGUCGGGGGCUGCCUGGGGCUCAUCGCCGACUUCAUCGAGACGCUGGUUGGCAUUUUGAUUUGCAUCGUGAGUUGCUGUUUGGGUUUGGGUUGUGGCCUCUUCGCCAUGGCCAUUGCUUGGAUCUACUACCGGCCGAUCGUGGGCGUCCCCCUCUUGCUGCUGUCGGUGGCCAUGUUUGGCGGAGUGGUCUACUUCGCCUACACACGCAAGGGUGCCCAAAAGGUCCGCCGGCGGAGCUCAGCCCGGCAGCAGCCCGUGGGGGAGGCGACUGAGCUAAGCUGGACACCUGCCCAGCCAGCCGCCGCGCAGGCUGCUCCGGCGGUGGCACAGGCCGUGGUGAUGCCGCAACCAACGCUCAUGCAGGUGCAGUGCCCGGCGAACGCUUCUGAAGGCUCUCAGAUCGUCAUCAGCACCCCCGAUGGCCGGCAAGUACAAGUGCAAGUCCCUGCUGGUGUCCAACCGGGGCAAGUCUUCCAAGUUCAGGCAUAG